GCCAGAUUCGACAAACGCUUUUGCAACCGUUCAGUUGACUGCACAAGGGGGAGAGCGAGGUACGAUGGACAAGCUCAUGAUCGACAAGUUCAAGAACGCCUUCGAUGAUGCGAAGGGGCUGGUCAAGUCCAAGAUGGGCACGGACACGGAAAAGAAGCUGGAAGAGGCGCUGUCAAACAAAAACUGGGGCGCGUCCAGCACGUUACUGAAUGAAAUUGCCCAGUUGACCUACGAAUACGAAUCCUACAACCUCGUGAUGAAGAAGGUGUGGGAAGCCAUGGACGCGGAAGGUCGUCAAUGGCGCACCGUGUUCAAGGCAUUGGCUCUCUUGGACCACUUGAUCAAGAACGGCACGGAACGCGUUGUCGAGAACGCGCGCGAUCACAUGUUCAAGCUCCGCACGUUGUCCGACUUCAACUACUACGACGGGUCUGCCGACAAAGGCGCGGGUGUGCGGGAAAAGGUCAAGCAAAUCCUCGACAUGCUGAACGACAACGACCGCAUCCGCGACGAACGUGACAAGGCUAAGCGGUUGCGCGAUAAGUACAUUGGCGUGGGCUCCACGGGAAACACGGGCGGGUUCUCCAGUGGGGGCGGCUAUGGUGGCCAAAGUGGCGGCGGCGGUUACGGCAACUCGGGUUCGGGCGGGUACGGCGGCUCGGGGGGUGGUUACGGCAACGACUCGGGCGGAUACGGAGGUCAAAGCGCGGGCGGAUACGGUGGUCAAAGCGCGGGCGGGUAUGGCAACGACGGAGGCUACGGCGGCAGUAACAGCGACCGGACCAACAGUCGAGACCAGGACAAUGGCUAUGGCGGCAGUCGGACGGGCAGUCGUGACAAAUAUGCAUCCAAGCAAGCCGACGACGCGGAAUCCGAAGAAGAGGUCAAACCCAAGCCCCGCCGCACGUCCAAAACGAAGCGAGCCACGAAAAAGGAUGAUUCGGUACGGUUCAAUAUUCAUUUUGGGAGGUAUUUUAUUUGUUGGUGCUUCAAUGUGGUGCAGGUUGUCGCCGACGACGACGAGCCAGUGCGCGCGCCGUCCAACGCGCCGUCGCUCUUGGACCAGGACUUCUUUGGCGGAUCUCCUGCCGCCCCCGUCGCCCAAGCCGCCGCUCCAUUGCACACGUUCGACCCGUUUGCAGUCGCGCCUGUGGCCCAGCAGCAGUCUGGAGGGUAUGGGAACUUUGGCCAACCGCCCAGUCAAGCCCCUCCAGCUGCGUUCAAUGCGUUUGCACCGCCGCCAGCCCUGGGAGGUUUGAACCAAUUUCAAGGCGGGUUUCCUGGCGGGUUUCCCCCACAACAACAGCAGCUGCAGCCACCUCUAGCCCAAGGAUAUGGCGGUCAAUACGGAAGCCAAACUGGCCAGUCGGCUCCGUUCGUCGGAGCUCCUCCCCCGGCGCCCGUACAGUCGCUUGGCAAUCCGGCGCAGUACACCUCCCAGCCUAAAACCAACAGCUCUGCACCGCCCUCUGCGGCCAAGUCGAACGACGCGUGGGGCGCGGGCUCCAACUUGUUUGACUUGUCCAACUUGGGCCAGUCGUUGCCGUCGGCCACCGGAGGACAGAAGCCCAGCGGACCGGGCUUGGCGCCUCAAAACAGCUUCCACGGACUGGACACGCUCGCGGGCCUCCCCAACAAGCCCCGUCCGUUAGGAGGAGCGCCAGCUCCUUUGUACGGAGCCCCUACGCAGCAACCUUCGUAUGGCCAACCUCAAUAUGGACAGCCGCCCCAGCAGCAGCAAUAUGGACAGCCUCCGCAAGGAUAUGGCCAACCGCAAUAUGGACAGCCGCCCCAACAACAGCAAUAUGGCCAACAGCAAUAUGGACAACAGCAAUAUGGCCAGCCUCAACCACAGUACGGACAACCUCAACAGCAGCAGCAGCAGCCAUUUGGUGCAGGAUUCCGUCAAUUCUAGUCGAUGGAAUAUUUAGGCUGGAGAAAUAAUACUAUAACAAGCUAGCAAGGGUGGACUAUUGUGAUGAAGUAGGCAAUGUGUGCAUCGGUCACGACGUCGGACAAGGGGGUUUCAUAGAUU
Aphanomyces astaci is the source of this 2035-nucleotide messenger RNA. RefSeq lists its product as hypothetical. Gene Ontology annotation, biological process: endocytosis. Gene Ontology annotation, molecular function: clathrin binding; phospholipid binding. Lineage: Eukaryota; Oomycota; Saprolegniomycetes; Saprolegniales; Verrucalvaceae. The transcript has 6 exons. The record is from RefSeq and is a predicted model, not a curated record. Gene Ontology annotation, cellular component: endosome; plasma membrane; clathrin vesicle coat. The coding region runs from base 65 to 1915 and encodes 616 amino acids.